Molecule: messenger RNA, 804 nt
Organism: Trichoderma virens Gv29-8
Lineage: Eukaryota; Fungi; Ascomycota; Sordariomycetes; Hypocreales; Hypocreaceae
Exons: 1
Coding region: 1-804 (267 amino acids)
Source: RefSeq, a predicted model, not a curated record
AUGCGACUUGGACCAUUUCUUGCAACUCGCUCUUUAAAAAACGCCGCAACUCCAACUAAGGAAACUUCGCAGCAGACGGCUCAUCCAGUAUUCGAGCCCACAACUCAGCCAGCGGUAGCGCGAGACUUUUCGAAUGUGCCAAGUCCUACGCCGACAGAUCAACUGCCUAGCCAAGCAAAUAGCACGCAAACAAACAACACACAAACAAGCAAUGGCCUUGACGCAGCGACCAAGAUCGGCCUGGAAUCCGGCAUCACUCUGGGCAUUCUGGUCUUGAUAGUGGCGAUAGGGCUCUGCGUAUAUGCCUUUAGUGGCCGAAAACCGGAUAGAGAGGCGGAUGAAGACGCGGAAAUCAGAAGCUGCGUAGUAGAGCCAGGUACACCACAUGAUUCAAUACCGGAGCUUUCCACUUCGCAAAUGUAUCAAACUGGUAGGCAUCGAUAUGAGCCACUACCGAACAACAUGAACCCUACAUUCUCGCAAGUCCCGAUCUUGCCAGCAGUUCCUCAGAGGGUUCCUGUUAUGCUUGACCGAUGGGGAAGGCCAGAUUAUAGCUCGCAGCCUUUAAUGAAUGCUGCCGAGUUGGAGGAUGGAUAUACUUGGAACAGACACCCCAGAAUGUCGGAACUGAAUCCGACUCCAUCUACCUACAGAAAAUCAGUGUAUUCACGACCGGCCGAGUUGGAUAAUAGCCAUGCUGGAACUCCAGCUGGAAAUCCAAAAGCCGUACAUUUGAUCCCCCGGAAGCAGGUUGGAAGCCAUGCAAAGCUGCCACGGUCAGAGCCAUACUUGGGCCCGACAUGA